CCCUAAUCCUUCCCCUUUCCAGAGGAAAGAAAAGAACAAUGAGCAGCGGCAGCAGCAGCGGAAGUAGAACGGUGGUGAAGCUGUUCGACGCACACUGCCACCUUCAGGACCCAAGAAUCUGCAACGUGGCACCCAAGCUCAUCCGUACCGCUCUCGAUUCCGGUGUCCUCCGUUUCGCCGUCAAUGGCGUCUCUGAGAAAGAUUGGCAUGUGGUGAAGGAGAUGGGUGAGCAGUAUCCAUCUAUCAUUCCCUGCUUCGGCCUCCAUCCCUGGUAUGUUGGGGAAAGGUCUCCCAACUGGUUGAAAUCAAUGAGGGAAUUCUUCAACACUACGCCUUCUGCUGCAGUUGGGGAAAUUGGUUUGGAUAAAGGUUCCCGUGGGAAGGAAAUUGACUUCUCAGCACAGACUGAAGUUUUCCGGCAGCAACUUGAACUGGCCAAAGAAUUAGAGAGACCUGUUUCUGUCCAUUGUGUUCAAGCCUUUGGUGACCUUCUGGAAAUAAUGCAAUGCACAGGGCCAUUCCCAGCUGGUGUGAUUCUCCACUCAUAUCUUGGGUCUGCUGAGAUCGUUCCUGGAUUGGCAAAGCUUGGGGCUUAUUUUUCUUUUUCUGGGCACCACAUGUCAUUAAAACCUCAGAAGGCUAAGAAAAUGCUGAAAUCGGUACCGAAUGAAAGAAUUCUAUUGGAGUCAGAUGCGCCCGAUGCACUGCCAAAGUCAAAUUUAAGUUCUCUGCUUUGGGUUGAGGGUGAUACUUCCGUUCCGCACGAGCUACAGAGCCAAGGACAAAAUUCAGAUUUACAUGGUGACCUUUCCCCUGAUCAUGCAUGUUAUACUUUAACAGAUACUUCUACUUUGCCAAAGGAGACGCUCAAUCAUCCGGCUAAUAUUCACAAUGUACUGCAUUAUGUUGCAUCCCUCAUCGAGAUGCCGGAGGAAGAACUUGCGGAAUUAAGCUAUAGAAAUGCGGUACGAGUGUUCUCCUACCCAGGUUCGAAAGUUUGUGAAGGCUAAAUAUAUUUUCUUUUGAUUGCCUACUGUUCUUCUUAUGAAGUUUGAGGGCCAAACAUCAUUCCUUUGCAAGAAACUGUCAAAUCUUCAUAAUCUCAAACAGGACAUGCAAGUAUUUUCUUAUAGUCACAAAAGGAUCUCAAGCACUAGAUUGUUAGUAGUCUGUAGAACAUGCAAGUGUUAUGAAUCCUAGGAUUAUCCCAUGGACCUUUACGGCCUGUUUGGACGCAACUUCUGCAAAAGGGUUUUCUUGCAAAAGCAAGUCCAUAAAGACUUUGUCAGUUGAUUUUCAAAAACUGAUUCAAUUGGUUUUUGGCGAGUGGGCUUUUUAGUGCCUUUUUCAAUGAGUGGGGAAUUAAACAAGGUUUGUGAAAGU
Magnolia sinica is the source of this 1383-nucleotide messenger RNA. RefSeq lists its product as uncharacterized. Gene Ontology annotation, molecular function: hydrolase activity, acting on ester bonds. The transcript has 8 exons. Bases 39 to 1010 code for a protein of 323 amino acids. The record is from RefSeq and is a predicted model, not a curated record. Lineage: Eukaryota; Viridiplantae; Streptophyta; Magnoliopsida; Magnoliales; Magnoliaceae.